This is a messenger RNA of Pelobates cultripes (western spadefoot toad), 588 nucleotides long. NCBI's taxonomy places the organism in Eukaryota, Metazoa, Chordata, Amphibia, Anura, Pelobatidae. The record is from the annotation of a GenBank genome assembly.
AUGCAAGAGAAGAUCAGUGUGUUGGCAGCUACAUCAGCAAAGGUUGGGCUCAUCAUCCACAAGGAGAAGACCAAGAUCCUUAAGAUCCUUAAGACCAACUUAAGCAACAUCAACCCAAUCACCCUAAAUGGAACUCCCCUGGAGGAAGUACAGUUAUUCACCUACCUGGGUGGCAUCAUUGACCAGCAAGGUGGAACAGAUGCAGAUGUCAAAGCAAGGAUCGGCAAAGAAAGAGUCGCCUUCAUGCAGCUCAAGAACAUCUGGGCUUGCAGAGAGUUAACCUUGACCACCAAGAUCCGACUGUUCAACUCCAAUGUGAAGUCAGUACUGCUGUACUAUGCUGAUACCUGGGGGAUAACCAAAACCACCAACAGAAGAAUCCAGACAUUCAUCAACAGCUGUCUCAGAAGGAUUUUCCACAAUCUCUGGCCAGACACCAUCAGUAAGACCAACCUAUGGGAAAGGACCUGCCAACUUUCAUCAGAGGCAGAAAUCUGGAAGAGAAGAUGGGGCUUGAUAGGGCAUACCCUAAGCAAACCGCCAACUAACAUCACCAGGUGGAACAAACACCUGGUGAUGCAACCUUGA